GCUUUGCAUAUCGCUUUCAUGAUCCUGGGGGAGCGAGUCUGAACAUCCGCGUCGACAUUUCUCAUGUAACGGCUGAUGGUCAUGAGCUAUAGUUGCGACUUCUUUCACGAAAAAGUUCUCCGACCGUAGGCUCACCCACUGCUUCAGCAAAUUCCAAUUUGAAUACUCUGAAUUUUUCAGAUUUACUUUACGACUCCAAGUCGUCGGGGGACCUCCUCACAUCCCGUCCCGUUCAUCGGUUCGGGUCACAUCCAUAACCGCCCAUGCUGCCGUCAAUACGACCGCCCAUCCGGGCUUCUUCCUCAGUACUCUCUCUCCUCACCGGUCCAGCAAUACGCACCACCACGUCCUCACAGGCUACAUGUCGACUCACCUUCCAACAACGGACACUUUCCCAGGGGCACAAUGUCGUCGACCAAACGCCACCUCCCAACCCUGGUUCAACAUCGGCCGGCUCCGGGAUAAAUUAUAAUUUACCUCCGUUAUCAUUCUCUUCACAUGAUCAACAUCAGCACUCCCAAGAAGACCACCAACAACAUCACCACCACCUACCACCACCCCCUCAAGGCUUCUUUUCCCGCCUCCUCCACGCACUCCGCACCCACCCCGUCACCCUCCUCCUUUCCUCCCGGCUCCAGCACUUUGACCAAGUUCUCGGCUCCCCCUACCACCGCCUCCUCUCCCACCCCUUUCGGAUGCUCUUCUCCACCUUCAAGCUGCUCGCUUUCACCCACCUCUUCCUCGAACACGUCCUCUCCAUGGCGCCGGCCUCCGGCCCCUCUAUGCUCCCCACCUUUGAAGUGGUGGGCGAGUGGCUCGUUGUCUCGCGGUUCCAUAAAUAUGGGAACGGAGUGAAGGUGGGCGAUCUGGUGGUUUAUCAGAUUCCUGUUAGUACGAGUGGGGAGUUGGGGGUGAAGAGGAUCAUGGGGAUGCCAGGGGAUUACGUGUUGGUUGAUACGCCGAUGGCGGGUGGAGGGACUGUGGAGGGGGAGGUGUUGGGGGACAGGGGCGGGCCCGGGGAGGGGGAUGAGGUUAUGAUUCAGGUAUGUUUUGGACUCUAUUCUUGGUGA
Neurospora hispaniola is the source of this 1070-nucleotide messenger RNA. RefSeq lists its product as uncharacterized. The record is from RefSeq and is a predicted model, not a curated record. Gene Ontology annotation, cellular component: mitochondrial inner membrane peptidase complex; membrane. Lineage: Eukaryota; Fungi; Ascomycota; Sordariomycetes; Sordariales; Sordariaceae. The transcript has a single exon. Bases 264 to 1070 code for a protein of 268 amino acids. Gene Ontology annotation, molecular function: serine-type endopeptidase activity.